Oreochromis niloticus (Nile tilapia) is the source of this 1139-nucleotide messenger RNA. RefSeq lists its product as uncharacterized. The transcript is spliced from 2 exons. The coding region runs from base 78 to 1139 and encodes 353 amino acids. Lineage: Eukaryota; Metazoa; Chordata; Actinopteri; Cichliformes; Cichlidae. The record is from RefSeq and is a predicted model, not a curated record. Gene Ontology annotation, molecular function: nucleic acid binding.
CAAUCAGUAAUCUACGUGAAUGACGUCAUUUCCGUGUUACCCGGAAGCUGAAUCCCUCAGCUACAAAUGCUACAGAUAUGCUAACAGUAUUACAGAUACGGAUCAUGAAUUCACACAUUGCUGAAUAUUUUAACCGUGGCUUCACAAAUGAGGAGAUUCUUGCGUUAUUAGCUGAAUCACAUGGCAUUAUUAUCAGCCUUCGUACACUUGAAAGGAUUUUACACAACAACCGACUUUGGCGCAGAAAGAACAAAACAGAGGUGGGAGAGGUGGCAGCUUUUAUACAAGCACAACUGGCAACCUCAGGACAGUGUCAUGGGUAUCGUUGGAUGCACCAGAAGUGUUGGAUGAAUGGCAUUGUUACUGACAGAGAAACCGUUCGUCUUCUGCUCCGUUUAUUCGAUGGAGAAGGUGUGGAUUUGGGGUCACGUAGACGACUGCGGAGGCGAGUGUAUCAUAGCAGAGGCCCCAACUAUGUGUGGCAUAUCGACGGCUACGAUAAGCUGAAGCCAUUUGGGAUUGCAAUCAGUGGAUGCAUUGACGGCUUUUCAAGGAGUGUAAUAUGGCUAGACGCUUACAAGACAAAUAAUGACCCGAGAGUAAUUGCUGGCUACUUCAUGGAUGCCGUGAUUCAACAAGGUGGUUGCCCUGAUCGAGUGAGAUUAGAUCUAGGAACAGAAAACGUCCAUGUGGCUCACAUGCAACGAUUUUUGCACUUUACAGACAAUGAACCAGAAAGAGAGCGCGUCAUAUUUGGAGCAAGUACAGGAAAUCAACGCAUUGAAAGAUGGUGGCUAAUCUUACGAAGCCAGUGUAUCCAGUACUGGAUUGAACUAUUUGACAAACUAAGAGAGGAUGGCCACUUCUCAGACUCUUUCUUGGACAAAUCAUUGGUCCAGUUCUGUUUUCUUCACAUUAUACAGGAAGAAUUAAAUGAAGUUGCUUUGGCCUGGAAUGACCACAGAAUGCGCCCAGUCCACAACUCCCAAAGUCCUCACGGCCGACCAUCUUUUGUGUAUGCCCUCCCAGACAUUUAUGGCGCGAGGGACUGUCUCAAACAUAUCAAUAUGGACAAAGUUGAAGCCUGCGUUGAAGAAUGCGUGUUCAAAGACUUUCCAUGUGAAGAGAUCUGUAUGUAA